This is a messenger RNA of Alternaria atra, 624 nucleotides long. RefSeq lists its product as uncharacterized. The transcript is spliced from 2 exons. The record is from RefSeq and is a predicted model, not a curated record. Bases 1 to 624 code for a protein of 207 amino acids. Lineage: Eukaryota; Fungi; Ascomycota; Dothideomycetes; Pleosporales; Pleosporaceae.
AUGUACUCGUCAACCGAGGCUGUUCCGGAACGUGUACGCUACUACGACCGCAGCAUCAUGCUCAUGGAUCGCCUCGCAGCAAUCUCACAGCGGAAUCAUCGAAAGUCUCUACUCCUUCGUCUGCCUGCCGAGCUUCGUAACAAAAUCUACGAAUACGUUUUCCUCUCCCACCCAGUCCGCCCCUUCCGCGAGCAUAGAGAAUGGCCCCACUGGGCGUACCCAAGGUCGCAAUUAAACUUACUUGAGGCGUGUCGUCAAAUUUACUUCGAAGCCAAACUCUUCCCGUUCGCUCUCAACGUCUUUGUCGGCUACGCGGAGCACGUCAUCGAAUUGUUAUUGACAACCUUCACCGCUUUCCAGACCGAUAUUAUAUCCAAUGUACGACUGUAUGUCGACGCCUUCGGAGUCUACAGAGAUGGCAAGAUACCAGAGGCUGGACUCAAGGCCUGGUUCAUUGACGAACUAGGGGAUCUGUGUCAACUCGUCAGUCUGAGAGAAGUGACGUUGAUCUGGUUUGGCAGCGACAUUGAGGUUGUGAGGGAGCAUUUGAAUAUGAUGAUAUUGGAGAUCUUCAAGGGAUCAGGCCGAGCGGAUAUUAAGGUUGUUGUGCAGUACUUCGAUUGA